This is a messenger RNA of Plectropomus leopardus (leopard coralgrouper), 4175 nucleotides long. The record is from RefSeq and is a predicted model, not a curated record. Lineage: Eukaryota; Metazoa; Chordata; Actinopteri; Perciformes; Serranidae.
AUUAAAUAAACGUUAUCAACGUUUGUUUUCACACUUUCAUGAAGUGUUGAGCUCUUGCAGUUUUCCUAUUGGACGGAGCAGCCGGAUCAGUCGUACGUUGGACCGUUUAUGCAAAUCAGCGCAGCCCGAAUAUGGACACGGAGGAAUGAAAUAUGGUGGAGGAGGCGAACAUGGAGGACCGAGGACCGUGAGAGCUCCGCCGAAGACCGUUUUUGGGGGGUUUGUUCGGAAGAAACGUGGAUGUACUUCCAGCGGGGCUUUUUCGGUGGAUAACUUUGGUGGAAACUUUCGUGUUUGCGUCUCUUUUUCUGUGCGGCGAUCAGCGCGUCGAGGUCGAGUUUGUUGUAAUGCAGUGAGGAGCGACUUUUUCGGGGGGAUAAAAGCAGGGCAGAGGGCUCUCACCAUCCCGACGCUAUGCCGUGGGUCAGCGGCGGUAAGCGGAGAGAGAGCUCGGAGCUGCCGCUGCCCGCGGGCUGGGAGGAAGCCCGGGAUUACGAUGGCAGAGUGUUUUUUAUCGACCACAACACCCGGCAAACUUCGUGGAUUGACCCCAGAGAUAGGAUCACCAAACCACUGACGUUUGCCGACUGUGUUGGAGAUGAACUUCCUCUCGGGUGGGAGGAAGUUUACGACCAGCAAGUGGGAGUUUACUACAUCGACCACAUCAACAAGACGACCCAGAUUGAGAACCCGCGGACUCAAUGGCGGCAGGAGCAGGAGCGCAUGCUGAAGGAGUACCUUGUUGUGGCCCAGGAGGCCCUCAAAGCCAAGAAGGAGAUGUACCUGGUCAAGCAGCAGCGACUGGAGCUGGCUCAGCAGGAAAUGUUGCUCUUCCACGAGCUCUCUGAGGACAACCGCUCCAUCACCAGCACGCUCUCCGGCUCGUCCUCAAACGCGAAAUACGACCCCGACCAAAUAAAAGUGGAAAUAGCUUGUCGACGAGAGCGGCUGUCCAGACUGAAGCAGGAGCUGGCCCAGGUGAAGCAGGAGCUGCAGUAUAAGGAAAUGGGAGUGGAGACCCUGCAGGAGAUCGACAGGAAGAUGUCCUGCAGUCAGACAAACUACAAGCUGGACGAGGCUCAGGCCAUCUUCAACGAGCUGCGGAGCAUCAAGAAGGCCAUCAGCACAGGCGAGAAGGAGAGGCAGGACCUCAUCCAGUGCCUGGCGAAGCUGACGGUGAACUUCCAAAACAGCUUGUCCAUCCAUGACUCGACAGGCGAUGUGGCGAACAGCACUGGAACCGUUGGUGACUCGUGCAAUCUGCAGCAGUAUUGCGACACAGGCUGUCAGACUGACAUCAUGGGAGAGUAUGGUUCCCAAGAUUCCUCACAUUUAGUGGACAAAGUGAAACUUAACUGGCAGUAUGAGGAAGCCAAGAAAAAGGUGCAGAGUAUACAGCACCAGCUAGCACAGCUGGACAGUGAGAGCUGGUCGGGGCGGCCCGAGGCAGACCGAGACCGGGACUUCAUGCAGCUCCUGCGCGAGAAGGAGGCCCUCCUGCAGGAGCUCAUCCUGGUCAGCAAGCAGCAGCAUUCUCCAGAGACGCUGCUGCAGCUGGAGGAGGAGCGCUGCAAACUGGAGGAGGAGGUGCAGAGGGCUCACAGCUCCCAGAGCCAGGGAGCCAAUCAGAGGAUCCUGCAGCAGGAGAAGAGGAACGCUCUGCUGAGACAGCUGGAGGAGGCAACACGCAUCACCACGUACCUUCACUCCCAGCUGAAGAGCCUGUCGGCCAGCUCUUUGACGGUGUCGUCCAGCAGCAGCCGUGGCUCUCUCGCCUCCAGUCGGGGCUCCUUGGCGUCCAGUCGAGGCUCCCUCAGCUCCAUCAGCUUUAGUGACAUCUACGGCGUCCCCCAGUACGAGCGUCAUGAGGGGGCUGGGGAACCGCUCGACCCACACCUACGCUACCUGCUGCCACCGGAGACCUUGUCCAGAGACUGCUCCAUGUUCACUCCCGACCCCCUGACCCAGGGCAAAACCAAACGCUCCCACGACACCCCGCAGUCACUGGCCUCGCUCUCCUCCCGCUCCUCGCUCUCCUCCUUGUCACCGCCCAGCUCCCCCAUGGACACGCCCUACCACUCUGCCCCCCAGGACUGCCCUCUCACCCAGAUGACGGAGGAGUACAUGGAGCAGGCGGGCCGUGGCUUGUUAGAGGGACUACGGGCGCAGUCGCAAACCCUGUCGCACACCACCAUGUUGAGCAGCGAGGACACGGUCAGCCCCACCGCCGUCCAUCAGCUGGACAACAAGAGUCACAGAGACGGCGGGGUGCAGGGGGCUUUCACCUCCACAGGAGUGACUCUGAGGGGAAACAGCGCCAACCGAAGCGGCAGGAGGGCCCGGAGAGUCUCUGCAGGUGUGUCGGAGGACGCUUUGGCCACAGACAGCGGCGUGUUCGAGGCCUGGGGCAGAAGAGCAGAGGAGUCUGACGAGUUGUCGUACAUGAAAGAGCUGACGUCUGUGAGCGAGCCCACCCAGAUCCAGCUGGGACUUCUGUGGGAGUCUAGUUCUCAGUCUCUCCGACUUCAUCUGCUGCAGCUCAAGAAUUUGAACAGGUCCACUGUGAGAGACGGCUACAAAGUGUACGUGAAGGUGCACUUGAUUCCACUGGACGCCGGCAGGGCCUGUGCGUUUUACUGUUGUACGGCGUUGGAGCCGCAGUCCCAGAUGAGUUUCAACGAAGGCUUCCGCAUUCCUGUCCCUGCAAACGCCCUGGCGGUGUGCGCCCUGCAGCUGUCUGUCUGCUCGCUGGGACCUCAGGCUCAGGAGGAACCGCUGGGUACAGCCCAGGUGAGCUUGGCUGACUGCGAGGGGAGUGCAGAGAUGGUUUACCACUGGCUGCGAGUGCACAUGCUGAGCGGGACGGAGUUAUCGAGGCCUGAACAGAAGAGCCUCAGUCACCGGAGACACCACGACGGCCAGGAAGACGAGCAAAGGCCCAGAGCCAUGGACACUGUAUGCAGUCUGCUGUCACGCAACACGGCCACCACACACCUGGAGGAGCGAGAGGCGGAGCUGGAGCUGCAGAGGCUGGAGAAGAAGGACGAGCCGGGGGAGGCGGCAUCUGAGAGGAGUUGGCAGGCGGAGUCGGUGGACAGCGGCUGCAGCAACAGCACAGCGUUCACAGCUCCUUUCUCAGAGGGCCUGUGUGCAGAGGGCAUCUGCAUCACCACCGGAGCGCGCUGUGACCAGACAAACAGUAAACUAGCUACAGUAAAGGUUGAGAAGGCCACCAUGACAGAAGGACUGUUCCCAGAGCUGGUGCGAGUCCGGCCCAAAGACCGGGGCGGUCGCUGGGGUCACGCCUCACCGUUCAUGCGCAGCAGCACCAUCGUUCGCUCUCAGACGUUCUCUCCUGGCGCUCGUAGUCAGUAUGUCUGCAGGUUAUAUCGCAGCGACAGUGACAGCUCAACUCUACCAAAGAAAUCACCUUUUGUCAGGAACACGUUGGAAAGAAGAACGUUGCGAUAUAAGCAGCAGUCGUACCGCUCCUCCCUGGCUGAGCAGCCGACACGUACCUCCCUGGACCUGGAGCUGGAUCUCCAGGCCUGCAGGACGCGUCAGAGGCAGCUAAUGGAGGAGCUGAGCGCUCUGAGGGAGCUGAAGCUGAGACUUGAGGACCAGCAAACCAGGGAUACCACCGAGCUCCCCCAUUGGGCGCUGAGGGAUGAGCGCUUCCGCUGCCUGCUCAGAGAGGCCCAGAGACAGGCUGGCCAAAGCAAGCAGGAGCAGCGUCAGGAGGAGGCGGCAGAGAGGAGGCUGAGGAAGGCUUCUAAAGAGGUUCUGCAGAUGAGGGGGCAGAGCCAGAAGGAGCCCCUGCCUGUGCAGACAUUCAGGUAUGGACUGUGUUGACUCCUGGUCAACUUUCACACCAUCAUUCCACUGAGAUUUCACCCUCUCGCUGAUUAAAGUCAGCGAACUUUAAGUCAGAGCAUCUUUAGGUUUUGUAAUGUAACACAGGGGCUUAAUCACAAUACAUCAUGAGGGGUACAAGUAAUAAUAUUCAGAAAAUAUCAAGUGUUGUCCGUCUUAUGUCAUCAAAAAACAUGGAAAAACACUGUAGUCUAAUAUGUCAUCAAAACUCAUGAUAGAAAUCAUUAUAUAAUAUGUCAUAAAAAAUAUUUUUUUAAAAAUCGUAGUAUGGUUUGAUAACAAAAUUUAAAAAAAAUCUCACA